AGAUGGUAAUAGUGGCCCGAGCCAAGCACCACCUUUCCCUGGUGUCCCACCGUCAGGGAUACCUCCACCUUUUAUGGGACCACCGGGAAUGCCGCCUCAUUUUCCGCCUAUGGGAAUGCCGCCGAUGGGCCAGAGGCCUCCUAGCAUGACUCCGAUGCCUCCGGGAAUGAUGCCACCCAUGAUGCCACCCAUGGGGGCUCCUCCUAUGGGACAGAUGCCAGGCAUGAUGCCGCCGAUGAUGCCCGGGAUGAUGAUGCCACCGCGAAUCCCAGCUGCAGCGAUCCAGCCGACAGGACCGCCUGGUGUUAGCCCUGUGGACAAUGCUGCCUCCUCCGCUACAUCAGCCACAGCAACAUCAUCAACAAAUGACUCCCCUCAAGAUGACCAGCCAAAAAAGAAAUCAGUGUGGACUGAGCACAAGUCUGUGGACGGAAAGACCUACUAUUACAACACAGAGACUAAGCAGUCUACAUGGGAGAAACCAGAUGAGCUGAAAUCUCCAGCUGAGCAAUUGCUUUCCAAGUGCCCGUGGAAGGAGUACAAGUCAGACACGGGAAAGCCAUACUAUUACAACUCGCAGACCAAGGAGUCGCGCUGGACCAAACCAAAGGAGCUGGAAGACCUCGAGGCUAUGAUAAAAGCUGAGGAAAAUGGAACGACGGAGGUUGCAGCUCCUGGUACCGCGCCCGCUUUCCUCGCCCCGGCGGACCCCUCCGCCGCUGCCGCUGCUGCCGCCGCCGCCGCCACCGCCGUCGCCAUGUCUGCCGUUGCCGAGGCAGACAGCACCGUGGCAACCGGCCCCGUGGCGGUCGCCGAGGAACAGAUGUCGCACGUGCCGGCCCAGGCUGCUGAGGUCAGCACGGAUGUGCCUGUGAACUCUCUGGAGGACACACCCAGUCAGGACGCACCUGCCAGUAUUGAUGUGUCCAAAGAAGAGAGGCCAGAGCUGGUGAAGAAAGUCUACAAGUGGAACACCAAAGAAGAGGCCAAGCAGGCUUUCAAAGAGCUGCUUAAAGAGAAGGGUGUCUCGUCCAAUGCCUCAUGGGAACAGGCGAUGAAACUGAUCAUCAACGACCCGCGUUACAGUGCACUGCCCAAGCUGAGUGAGAAAAAACAGGCCUUUAAUGCCUACAAGGUGCAAACAGAGAAGGAAGAAAAAGAAGAAGCCAGGAUCAAAUAUAAAGAGUCCAAAGAGACCUUCCAGCGUUUCUUAGAGAAUCACGAGAAAAUGACAUCAACCACCAGAUACAAGAAAGCAGAGCAGAUGUUUGGAGAGCUUGAGGUGUGGAGCUGUGUUCCUGAAAGAGAUCGUAUAGAGAUCUACGAGGACGUGCUUUUCUACCUUGCCAAGAAAGAAAAGGAACAAGCCAAGCAGCUGAGGAAGAGGAACUGGGAGGCGCUGAAGAACAUUCUGGACAACAUGGCCAAUGUUACGUACCGUACGACCUGGUCAGAAGCUCAGCAGUACCUGCUGGACAACCCAACGUUCGCAGAGGACGAGGAACUCCAAAACAUGGAUAAGGAGGACGCUCUGAUUUGUUUCGAGGAGCACAUUCGUGCUCUCGAGAAGGAGGAGGAGGAGGAGAAGCAGAAGUCUUUGCUCAGAGAGAGACGCAGACAGAGAAAAAACAGAGAAGCUUUUCAGAAAUUUCUGGACGAGCUCCAUGACCACGGUCAGCUGCACUCCAUGUCAUCAUGGAUGGAAAUGUACCCAACAAUCAGCGCUGACAUCCGAUUUGCCAGCAUGCUCGGACAGCCAGGCUCAACGCCCCUUGAUCUGUUUAAAUUCUACGUGGAGGAUCUCAAAGCUCGUUACCAUGACGAGAAGAGGAUCAUUAAGGACAUCUUAAAGGACAAAGGCUUUCUGGUGGAAAUCAACACCAACUUUGAGGACUUUGGUUCGGUCAUCAGCUCAGACAAAAGAGCCACCACAUUAGACGCCGGGAACAUUAAACUGGCCUUUAACAGUUUACUGGAGAAAGCAGAAGCUCGGGAGAGGGAGAGGGAGAAAGAGGAGGCCAGGAAGAUGAAAAGGAAAGAAGCUGCAUUCAGGAGCAUGCUAAAACAGGCCACGCCUCCUCUGGAACCAGACUCCACCUGGGAAGGUGUGAGAGAGAGAUUUUUGAAAGAGCCUGCGUUUGAGGACAUAACACUGGAGUCAGAGAGAAAACGGAUAUUUAAAGAUUUCAUUCACGUCUUGGAGCACGAGUGUCAGCAUCAUCACUCCAAGAACAAGAAGCACUCAAAGAAGUCCAAAAAGCACCACAGAAAGAGGUCCCGCUCUCGCUCGGGCUCGGAAUCGGAAGACGACGACUAUCACUCAAAGAAAAAGAAACGCUCGCAGUCUAAAUCCCCGUCUGAGCACUCCUCCUCUGGAGAAUCCGAGAGGAGUUAUAAAAAGUCGAAAAAGCAUAAGAAGAAGGGGAAGAAAAGACGACAUAAGUCGGGAUCACCCGAAUCUGACGGAGAGAAGGAGCGAAAAGGACGAGAGAAAGAGAAGGAGAAAGAAAAAGAGAACGACAAGUCCAGGGGGAAAACUCGUUCUAACUCCAAACAAAAAUCCCCCAAAAGAAAAUCUACUAAAGAGGAGGGAGGCUGGGACACUUCAGGCAGUGAGCUGAGUGAGGGAGAGCUGGAAAAAAGGAGAAGAACUUUGCUGGAGCAGUUGGAUGCUCCGUAAUUCUUUUCAUCUCGGCUUUUUUUUUUGUCUGUCUUUUAUCAAAAAAUGCAUUCCUUCACCACCGGUCUCAUCACACGCCGAGCCACGUUGACGGUGCUCAGAGACGAGCAUUUAGGGCACGCCCCCCCGUUAUGAAAUGGUUGUUUUUUUUUUUUUUUAGG
Messenger RNA from Chanos chanos (milkfish), 2841 nucleotides. It is a transcript of the gene prpf40a, whose product is annotated as PRP40 pre-mRNA processing factor 40 homolog A. The transcript is spliced from 26 exons. Bases 74 to 2680 code for a protein of 868 amino acids. The record is from RefSeq and is a predicted model, not a curated record. Gene Ontology annotation, biological process: mRNA cis splicing, via spliceosome. Gene Ontology annotation, molecular function: protein binding; RNA binding. Gene Ontology annotation, cellular component: U1 snRNP; U2-type prespliceosome. NCBI's taxonomy places the organism in Eukaryota, Metazoa, Chordata, Actinopteri, Gonorynchiformes, Chanidae.